CUUUCUUUUUCUUCUUCCCCCUCUUUCUCUCUCUCCCCUCUCUCUCACUCCUCUUCUUUUUUUCAUUUUGGCUUCUAUUCAAAUGUGGGUCAGGGGUGAGCGGCUCCCAACGUCACAAGCUUGCAAGAUGGCGCUGGGAGGAAGGCUGUGAGAUGAGGAACAGGCUGGUAUAAACCGAGAGGACAGGAGAGGGAGAGGAGAGGGGCAGGGGAAGCAGAGCCGCUGCUCCAGAUGCACUAAGAAGGAAGCUAUUCUGUACUGAAUCAGCAUGGGAUAGAGUGCCUAGAAGAUGUUCAGACCAAGCACAGCUAGCGAUGUAACAAAAGCCAAAGGACUCAGCCUGGAUCCAUGCCAUAACAUCAGAGAUGUUAUAAGAGAAGGAUUUCAAGAGCUUGGGAAGGGGAACAGGGAAAAGGAAACAACAUGAAGGAUCAGCAUUUAAGUACUAUUUCCAUUGUCUGUAUGUGGGUAACAAGACCGUGAAGCUCUGGCACCAUUUUUUUUUUUUUUUUUUCCAUUACAGAAGCAUUUCUAAUGGUGAUAUUACCUGCCUGUAUUUCUAGGCAGUAGGGAAGCUGGUGCAGAUAGCCUGGGAUCUGCUGUUCUUGGAUAUGUGUUCCCUGGUACCCCUGAAACUCAGUGCCAUUGGAGUCCUGAAUGGAGGUGGACAGAGCAAGUCAUCAAGGAAAAGUGCAGAAGUCUUCUGCUCUUUCUGUCACAGAUCAGCUCGGGGGAGAUGGGUGGAGGGGAGGUUGUUUUCGUAGUUACAUUUUUAAGGCAGAUGGCCAUUUUAAAAUGUACGUUUCAAUUUUGAUUGCCGUUUUUUAAUUGCAUUUAACAGCGCCUGGUUCUCCAUUCUGCAUCCGUGCAGCCACGUUCUAUUGAUGGCCUGUUGUGAUUUCAAUGGAACAUCAUGGGAUGUACCUGGCACGUCGGGCAGCACUGGAUGGAGGUGCCUUUAGCCCAAUGUACCUGGCAUGGUGGUAAAGUGAAGGUGAAAGGAAGAGAAGGUGGAGAUGGAACUGCCAAAUCAUGCCAAACAACUGCUACUGCAGCUGAACCAGCAACGAGCCAAAGGUUUCCUCUGUGAUGUGAUCAUUGUGGUAGAAAAUGCCCUGUUUCGUGCCCAUAAGAACAUCCUGGCAGCCAGCAGCAUGUAUUUCAAAUCCCUUGUCCUGCAUGACAACCUGAUUAACUUAGACACGGACAUGGUGAACCCCACCGUGUUCCGUCAGAUCUUGGACUUUAUUUAUACUGGUAAGCUCUUAACGACUGACCAGCCCGGUGAACAGAACUUCAGUGCUCUCCUCACCGCAGCAAGCUACCUCCAACUGCACGACCUGGCAGCUCUCUGCAGAAAGAAGCUAAAGCGGAACAGCAAGUCCUUCUCUGGCAAGGCCAGUGGCCUUGGUGUUGGGAGAUCUGCCAGGACUCAGAGACUUUCCGCUGCUUCUGUCAUUCAAGCUCGCUAUUCAGGGUCAAAUGAGGGGUUGAAGGGCUCCCAUACAAAGGAGCUGUCAAAGGGAAAGCUCUCUGAUGAUGAGGUCUUUAUCAGCAGCUCCAAUCAAGAGAACUGUCACUCCUUAAGCAGGGGAGCCAGUAAGAAUUGUGGUGGGGGUGGUAGUGCAAAUGGGAGCACUGGUGAUCAGGAGCUCGGCCUCGAUUUGUCCAAAAAGAGUCCAUCACUCCCAGUUGCAGCCUCUCACGAUGACACACAGCACAGCGAAAGCCAGCAUGGCUCUCCUCAAUCUGCCUCAGCCCCUGCAGCCAACAGUGCCUCAUCAUUUGACGAGUCUGGAGUUGGAGCCCCUCACAGCAUAGCGGACAGCAGUGACCCCAUGGAGAUGGAUCUGAGCGAGGAGUGCCACCACUCGCUGACAGAGAGCAGCCAGCGCAAGGGCCUCCGGCAUUCAUCCCGUAAGAAGGAGUGGAUCAAGAAAGAUAAUGCCUUUGACCGAAAGGACGGAGGCAAAGACAGGGAUGAAGGCGAAGGGCUGCCCAAUGGGAUCUUGCUGGGGCCCUUGUCCAAGUCUGUGGAGCGGAGCCUGGCUGGGGCUUAUGGUGCAGACCUGCCCUACUCGUGUAAGGAGGAGGUAGAAAAUGGCAAGGAGAACAGUGAUGACAGCGGCCAGAGUGAGAGCGAGAGUGGUGGGCAUACCAGUGCCAACUACGUCUACCGACAGGAGGGAUUUGAGCCAGUGGCGUAUGGUGACAACCUGUAUGUCUGCAUUCCCUGUGGCAAAGGCUUCCCCAGCUCUGAGCAGCUGAAUGCCCAUGUGGAGACACACACUGAGGAAGACCUUUACAUCAAGGAGGAAGGCACAUAUGGCGGCAAGGAUGAAGCCGAGGAUUUGUCCAACCCCAACCAGUCCUAUUCUGCAGAGUCCCGGCCCUUCAAGUGCUCUGUGUGUGAGAAGAGCUACAAGGAUCCAGCGACACUGCGACAGCAUGAGAAGACUCACUGGCUGACGAGGCCUUUCCCUUGCAACAUCUGCGGCAAGAUGUUCACACAGCGGGGCACCAUGACACGGCACAUGCGCAGCCACCUGGGGCUCAAGCCCUUUGCUUGCGAGGAAUGCGGGAUGCGCUUUACCCGGCAGUACCGACUGACAGAGCAUAUGCGUGUCCACUCAGGAGAAAAACCCUACGAAUGUCAACUGUGUGGUGGGAAAUUCACCCAGCAGCGCAAUCUGAUCAGCCACCUGCGAAUGCAUACCUCUCCCACAUAAGCCAAAGACUCCAGAAUGAGCUUCGAGCCCAUCCGCAGUGAUUUACCUUUCUGUAAGACUUGCUGCUUAAAAAAAACAAAAACAAGCAAACAAACAAAAAAGGGGGCAACUCCCCAUACUCUGUUCAGUCAUGGGAGGCCUAAACAAAUGUAGCUUUAACAUUUUUUUAAAAGUUGUUUUCCCUUAAAAGAAAAAAAAAAAAAAAGGUCCACAGCCAAGCUGAUGCAUUUAGUCCAACUCUCCCUCAAAAUCUUGGUGAUCUAGCAUGAAAUGUCACUUCUUUCCAUGUGCACUGACUUCACUGUCAUUUUGGGAAUCUGAAGCAAGAAGGAGGACCACAGGGAACUUUUGUUCUCUGCUGGAUCCAGCCUCCCUGCCUCCUUCCUAUGUGAUGCUGUGGCCCUAGUUAAGUCCUCUCUUAAAAUGAAACUCAGUAGGGUAUUUCUUGCCAUUCAAAAGAAAAUAGCAUACAUCUAUGAAAAAACAUUGCAUUGCCCUCACAAACACGGAAACUCUGUCUGUGGACCAUCUUGCAGGGUUGGCAGCCCUUUUGGAUGCUGUAGUAAAGCCAAAGCAGUGAUGGAACCCACCACCCACCCUGCUGGGCUGGCCAUGGUGGAGACAGCCAUCUACCUAGGCAUGCAGUGCCAGGGUGCUUUGCUUAAAGAGCUGGUGAUGCUUUCCUUACCAUCCCUCACUCAUUUGGUUUUAAUCUCUAUCCUUGGCACACGUAACCACAUACCACCUUUUCCCACAAAACAUGCAAACCUCUUCAGCCUUACCCAUGACUGAACCAGGGACUGGAUGCCCUGAGAAUUUUUCAGUGAGCAGGGGGUCGUCUUUACUUUUCUAGUAGUUUCGUAUGAAUAUUCUUUGCUUAGAGGUACUUUUAUUAAAGGAAAAACCAUUGUAACGUUUAUGUGAAUGUUUGAACUGGAAGGUCUGAGGUUAAUUCUA
Centrocercus urophasianus (Greater sage-grouse) is the source of this 3686-nucleotide messenger RNA. It is a transcript of the gene HIC2, whose product is annotated as HIC ZBTB transcriptional repressor 2. The record is from RefSeq and is a predicted model, not a curated record. Gene Ontology annotation, molecular function: DNA-binding transcription factor activity, RNA polymerase II-specific; protein binding; RNA polymerase II cis-regulatory region sequence-specific DNA binding. The coding region runs from base 1017 to 2729 and encodes 570 amino acids. Gene Ontology annotation, cellular component: nucleus. Lineage: Eukaryota; Metazoa; Chordata; Aves; Galliformes; Phasianidae. The transcript has 4 exons. Gene Ontology annotation, biological process: regulation of transcription by RNA polymerase II.